GUGUUGAUGAUUCUUAUUCUUCUUUCUUUCUUUCUUUCUCGACGUUGGCGGAAAAGGAAUGUUGAGAGAAAUAAGAAAGAAAGAGAUUGGACAAAUCAGCGACCAGCCUGGAAUAUGAUUUAAGUUUAAAGAAUGACCUGAGAGCAAAAAACCAACGAAGAGACGAGAAAUAGAGCUCCGCAGAAUAUUCUCCCUUUGUCACGCAAACCCCUAAUUAAUAAAUUUUUUUUUUAUUUCUCCUCUUACGCUCGCCCUUUGCUUUUUUCCCCCAAACUCGACGCCAAAUCAGCUUUUUCUCAAAUCGUGCUUUUGCUUUGAUCAAACCUUGUCCAGGAGGACAUUGGUAGAGAGGGUUUAGUUGAGGAUAUAUAUAUAUAUAUAUAUAUAUAUAUAUAUAUAUAUAUGAUGAUGAAACAGCAACAGCAGCAGCAGAAACAGCACAUUGCAAUCUUUACGACAGCUAGUCUUCCGUGGCUUACGGGAACUGCUGUUAAUCCUCUCUUCCGUGCUGCCUACCUUGCUAAAGACGGUCAAAGACGUGUCACUUUGGUCAUUCCUUGGCUUACUCUCAACCACCAGCUGCUUGUCUAUCCAAAUAACAUCACUUUUGCUUCCCCUUCCCACCAAGAAGCUUAUGUCCGUCGCUGGCUUGAAGACAGAGUCUCGUUUCCUUUAGGUUUUGAGUUACGUUUCUAUCCAGGAAAGUUUGCUACAGACAAAAGAAGUAUUCUUCCUGUUGGGGACAUAUCAGAUGCCAUUCCUGACGAAGAGGCAGACAUUGCUGUCCUUGAGGAGCCUGAGCAUCUAACAUGGUUUCAUCAUGGCAAAAAAUGGAAAACCAAAUUCAACUACGUCAUAGGGAUAGUGCACACAAACUACUUGGAAUACGUUAAGAGAGAGAAACAAGGCCGCCUCAAAGCAUUUCUCCUCAAGUACUUAAACAGCUGGGUUGUUGGCAUUUACUGCCACAAGGUGAUUAGAUUAUCGGAUGCGACUCAAGAAUACCCUAAAUCUAUUGUCUGCAACGUUCACGGUGUCAACCCCAAAUUUCUAGAGAUUGGUUUGAAAAAACUAGAACAGCAGAAGCUCCAGGAGCAGCCCUUCACAAAAGGGGCAUACUACAUUGGCAAGAUGGUCUGGAGCAAAGGGUACAAGGAGCUUCUUAAACUACUUAAGAAACACCAAAAGGAACUUGCUGGUUUAGAGGUUGAUUUAUACGGCAGUGGAGAGGACUCUGAAGAGAUCAAAGAAGCUGCCCGAAAACUCGACUUGACGGUUAAUGUUUACCCAGGACGCGAUCACGCCGACCCUUUAUUUCACAACUAUAAAGUAUUUCUCAACCCCAGCACAACAGACGUGGUCUGCACAACAACUGCAGAAGCCUUGGCGAUGGGGAAAAUAGUAGUAUGCGCAGAUCACACAUCAAACGAGUUCUUCAAACAGUUUCCCAACUGCAGAGUCUACGACGAUGGGAAGGGUUUUGUUAGAGCCACACUCAAGGCACUUGGGGAACAACCAUCACAACUAACAGAGCAGCAGAGGCAUGAACUAUCAUGGGAAGCUGCUACACAACGGUUUAUAAGUGCCUCGGAUCUUAACAGGUUAGCAAGAGCUGAUUCGAACUUGUCAAAGAGAAGUCUGUUUGCUUCAUCUUCUAUAAGUGUGGGGAAAAACUUGGAGGACAUGUCUGCGUAUAUUCAUUUCUUGGCCUCUGGGUUUGAAACUUCAAGAACAGCGUUUGGUGCAAUCCCUGGAAGCUUGCAGCCAGAUGAAGAGUUGUGCAAAGAUCUUGGCUUGACUCUCAAGACUCCUUCCCGGAAUAGUCUCAAGGAAGAUUGACCCUUGUUAUAUAAAAAAUGUGUUGUAUUUUGCUAGAAAAUUCCUAUGUGAUUUUUUAUAUACUCAACGAAUCAUUCUAUAGCUUGGUGGAAUGUUUUGAUGGUUUAUAGUAACAAGACAAUUAGGUUAAACAUAUCAUAUUGGUUUGCUCUGA
Messenger RNA from Brassica napus (rape), 1993 nucleotides. Its product is annotated as digalactosyldiacylglycerol synthase 2, chloroplastic. Gene Ontology annotation, biological process: galactolipid biosynthetic process. The record is from RefSeq and is a predicted model, not a curated record. The transcript has 5 exons. Gene Ontology annotation, cellular component: chloroplast outer membrane. Bases 403 to 1839 code for a protein of 478 amino acids. Gene Ontology annotation, molecular function: digalactosyldiacylglycerol synthase activity. Lineage: Eukaryota; Viridiplantae; Streptophyta; Magnoliopsida; Brassicales; Brassicaceae.